CGUCGAGAUGUGCUCAUAAAACAAGGCAGUUGCGAUGAUGCUUUAGUGCUACCCGUUACGUCCAUGGUAGUGUUUGAAGUGUGGUUAAACUGUGUCUUGUUCUUGUGGCAGCAGAACGAGUGUAUGUUGAGUACCUCCUUGCGGAUUGAUUGCGUACAUUUCAACACUCGACUCAAAAUAUAUAAACGCUUUUGUCGAACUCUUGAGAAUAGUCGAUCUUGUGAAGAGAGUUUUGUCGAAGCACUCGUUUUCAAUUCUGGAUGUUGGACCGAUGUAGCAGAACGUUUGUACCUAACAGGUUUACAGACGGAUCGUGGACAUAAAGCCCAUGUGGAUACCACUAACUUGUCUAGAUUUCGUUGCAUUAUGCACUGUAAGUCUAUAAGACAAAUGUAGAGAGGAAGUUCGACGACAGUUUUGGCUAUUUUUUGGCGCAAUAUAUGCUGUCAAUGUGCGUCACGGCGCCAGCUUCAAAGUAAUACGUCUCAAACAAUGACAUCAGAUCAGUUGGGAUCCGAUUAACAGGAUUCUAAGCAAAGGUUUUUGACAUUCUUGCUGACAAAUAUAAAACUUGUUUAAGCUUUUAAAAAGUGGUCAAAGCUUUUUGGAUAAAAUCCAAGAUGAGUGUUCAGUACACAUCAGAUGAGAGUGAAUUCGCGUUAUGUGACUUACUAUCUUCAGCUACCGAAUGCGAUGAGAACACUACUAUCGCCUUACCUGAAUUCACGCCAUUCACGGCGUUCAAGGUGGGCGUCUUGGCUCUCAUGAUAGUAUUUUCCACCGUUGGAAACUGCAUUGCCAUUGCCGUCACCUGCAAGAUCCGUGGUCGCCGGAAAUCCACAGUGACUACGCUGAUCCUAAACCUGGCAGUCAGUGACCUCAUCGUGACGUACUGCCACAUGCUGGUCCAUAUGAUAUGGUACUCCACCGACGCAUGGCUAGGUGGGGAAGCUCUGUGUAAAAUCGCUAAGUUCUUCUCUAACUUUGGCUUAUUUGCUUCAUCCUUCAUCACUGUGGAUGUUGGGUUGGACAGGUGCCUGGCAGUACUUCGCCCGUUGGGGCACCGUCAGCGACCGUUCCAUAUUAAGAUGAUGAUUAUAACCUCGUACAUGGUUGCCUUUCUCUUCAGUAUUCCACAGGUAGGUAUUUUUGAAAUUGUUGCUAAAUGA
Molecule: messenger RNA, 1169 nt
Organism: Asterias rubens (European starfish)
Lineage: Eukaryota; Metazoa; Echinodermata; Asteroidea; Forcipulatida; Asteriidae
Product: gonadotropin-releasing hormone receptor-like
Exons: 2
Coding region: 621-1169 (182 amino acids)
Biological process (GO): G protein-coupled receptor signaling pathway
Cellular component (GO): membrane
Molecular function (GO): G protein-coupled receptor activity; peptide binding
Source: RefSeq, a predicted model, not a curated record